Caenorhabditis angaria is the source of this 867-nucleotide messenger RNA. Lineage: Eukaryota; Metazoa; Nematoda; Chromadorea; Rhabditida; Rhabditidae. The record is from the annotation of a GenBank genome assembly.
AUGAACUCUUUGACUUUUGAGCGGGAAAUUUCGAAGAAUGCCAAGAAUAUUCACCAAAAAGAGAUUAUUCUCAAUGCUGCACAAAUAGUGGCGAAUCAAUUAUCUCUACAAAUUGAGCAAAAUCAAUUAAAAUUGGAUGGUAGGUUUAAAUGAUGAAAAUCGUCGUUCAAAUCGGACCGGAUUAAACUUUCGUUUUACAGAACUUCAACAAAAGAAAUGUUAUCUUCAUCUUCUUGGGCUGAAAGGAAAUGAGUUGAAAACAGCAAUACACUCUACAAAUUUUGUUCCACUUAUUCGCAAGUGUUUGAAUUGAAAGAAAGAAGUUGCUUUGAAAGAAGAAGAAAAAGGUGUCUUUUCAGUGAGUUGUACUUGAAAAAGGUUCUACGAGUCAUUGUAAUCUAUUAAAUUUUCAGUUCCGAUGUAGUUGUGGGGCACGGGAAGGAGCUCGUUCGAACACUUGUUUUUCAAAAACAAAUUUGUCAUGGGAAAAGAUUGUAUUGAUUAUAUCCUGCUUUUCUAAAGGGUAAGUUCCAUAAUAAAAAUGAUUGUUUUACAAAACGAUCAAAUAUUAAAAAAUGUCCAAAAAAUAUUUUUUCAAGAUUUGACAAUCGCAAAAUCAAACAAUUAACAAAGAGUACAACCUACGCCAUCCAAAAUCUGCGCGAUGCUCUUCAAUUCGUUGAUGCAUCGUAAGUCUUAGUUCAGAUGGUGGGAAAUGUUUGUAAUCCGGGGGAAUGUUUUACAUAAAUAAUUCACUAAUACUAUUUUCAAAUUUUAAAUUAUUAAUAUUUCAGAUCAGACUUCGAUGGAUACAUUCGAACAAUUGCAACUCACAAUCAAAGUUUGAUGGAACAACGAAAAGACUGA